UCUCUCCUCCUCUUAUCUCGAAAUCCUUAUCUAUACCUACUCAUCAUUGUUUGUCUCCUUCCCCGACCCCUCUCUUCUGUCUUGUUCAAUAUAUUCGCAUCUUUAUUGCUUCAAUCAUACCCUCUCUCUUGCCCCCUUUUAAAUUUUUUUUUUCCCUAUUGGUGGGUUUGGUUAUUGGGGUUUAUUGAAUUUCCUCCUCCGUCAGAAAAGAAAGAAAUAAAGAGUUUUCUCCACCGUUGAAACCCUCGAGUAAUCGCUGCGCGUAAUUUAUACUCUUUCGAUUGAUUCGAGGGUUUUAUCUUUCUUGGGUUUUAAUUUUUGUGGGUUUAAUUUAUCUGGGUUUGAUUCGUUUAGAUUAUCCUGUUUCGUACAAAUUUGUUUUUAAGCGUGUAAGGUAAAGGAAUGGCUCUGGUUUCUGUUUUUCUGGAGAUUUUGCAAAGACCUACAAUUGGGGAUGUUUUGAGUGACCUAAUGAUAUUAAUAGCUCCUUUAUGGAUUGCGGUUAUCGUUGGUGUUCUUGUUGGGUGGAUGUGGAAGCCGACAUGGGCCAAUUUGGGUAGGGAAAUGUUGAAAUCCUCCAUCUCGAAGGCGUCUAAGGAGACUGCGUCUUCAUCUUCGGAAAGACCGAUGAGUUUUGGUUCAUUUCCGAUGUUGAAUUCAUUGAAGUUUCAGUUGCCAUGUUACAUUCCCUGGACGUCAGAUGACGGGGUUCCAAAAGAGGAUUUAUCUGUUCCACCUACCAACCUGUCUGAUUGGAGUGGGACUUCAUCCGAGCUCGAAAAGGAAAAACCGGGACUUGUGAAUGGAGAUGAUUUAGAGCAUUUAUGUAAGCUUGUAGAUGUUACAGAUGGAGGUCCUGGUUGGAUUCAUAUGAUGGAUCGUUCAACCUCGACAAUGACCUUUCAAGCCUGGCGGAGAGAUCCUGAGACUGGUCCUCCACAAUAUCGUAGCAGUACCAUCUUUGAGAAUGCUAACCCAGAGAUGAUGAGAGAUUUCUUUUGGGAUGACGAGUUUAGAUUGAAAUGGGAUGACAUGAUUGUCUCUGCUGAAACUUUGGAGGAGUGCCCCGCUACAGGAAACAUGGUGGUUCGUUGGGUACGCAAGUUUCCCUUCUUUUGUAGCGACAGAGAAUACAUUAUCGGGCGCAGAAUUUGGGAAUCAGGACACUUGUACUAUUGUGUUACAAAGGGAGUACCCUGCUCCACUGUGCCUAGAAGCAACAAACCAAGACGUGUUGAUUUGUACUAUUCGAGUUGGUGUAUCCGUGCUGUUGAAUCAAAAAGGGGGAAUGGCCAGCUCGCCUGUGAGGUGUUACUGUUCCAUCAUGAAGACAUGGGUAUUCCUUGGGAAAUUGCUAAAAUCGGAGUGCGGCAGGGUAUGUGGGGAACUGCGAAAAAGAUUGGCAUUGGCUUUCGUGCAUAUCAGAAGGAGAGAGCAUCAGAUGCUUCACUCUCACGUUGUGCUUUCAUGGCUCAAAUCAACACUAAAGUGAGUACAGAGUACUUGAGAUCCUUGGAGAGGAGUUCAAGUGGUUCAUCAGAUGAUGAAGUGAAGGAUUCGUCUGAGAAACCAUUGGGAAGGAACAUACCUAAGCUGGCUGUUGUGGGUGGUGCAGUAGUCCUUGCUUGUUGUCUUGACCGGGGGCUCUUGACUAAAGCAGUUAUAUUUGGAGUAGCCCGAAGAUUUGCAAAUAUUGGAAGGAGAUUGUAACUCAGGUAGAUGUUUUGCUUCAUAGUGAAGAUGGCGGCCAUGUAAAUUGAUGUUGCAGCGAAGUGAGAAAUGAGUCUCCACACUCACUCUCCCCUUUUUGAGAGUAUAGAAAGUUGUUCUUUUUGUUAUGUCUGAGCCAUGGAGCAGCUUUGGAUAAGGAAAGGGAAAAUCAGAGAGUUUAUUUUUCUGAAGCAGCCAAUCACUAAAGCAUCUCAUGCUUGCGAGUAUAACAAUAAAUUCGGGUUAUUUUCUUCUUCAUUGGUUGCCCUGAUCUACACCAGCUUCUUAUUUUGCUAUCUUUGUAUGAUGAUCUGAAAUGAAAGGCUGUCAACACGCUUCAAAUUCAAUGUUUAUGAUUCUUGAUGAAUUUCAAUCUGUUCACAUCCUGAGAACUAUAGAUGAAGUAGAUUGUAUUAAAACCCACGUUUGGGUGUAUGAUCCACUCAGUCUGAGCUCGACAUAUUUGAGAUUCUGGGAAACAACAUACUAUUGUUAUGUAAUAAUCUUCUUCAUGGCUUUCUAAGUCUCUUGUUUGCUUUCUUA
Messenger RNA from Tripterygium wilfordii, 2253 nucleotides. RefSeq lists its product as uncharacterized. Gene Ontology annotation, molecular function: lipid binding. Lineage: Eukaryota; Viridiplantae; Streptophyta; Magnoliopsida; Celastrales; Celastraceae. The record is from RefSeq and is a predicted model, not a curated record. The coding region runs from base 403 to 1710 and encodes 435 amino acids. The transcript is spliced from 6 exons.